Messenger RNA from Daldinia childiae, 852 nucleotides. RefSeq names its product Succinate dehydrogenase [ubiquinone] iron-sulfur subunit, mitochondrial. NCBI's taxonomy places the organism in Eukaryota, Fungi, Ascomycota, Sordariomycetes, Xylariales, Hypoxylaceae. Gene Ontology annotation, cellular component: mitochondrial membrane. Gene Ontology annotation, molecular function: electron transfer activity; 2 iron, 2 sulfur cluster binding. The record is from RefSeq and is a predicted model, not a curated record. The transcript has 3 exons. Gene Ontology annotation, biological process: tricarboxylic acid cycle; aerobic respiration; respiratory electron transport chain. The coding region runs from base 1 to 852 and encodes 283 amino acids.
AUGGCAGCUCUCCGCUCUACCUCGUCACGGCUGUUCGCCGCUGCCGCCUCGUCGCGGUCCGCUGUGCUCCCGUCCGUAUUCGUGCGAUCGAUGGCCUCAGUAGGUGGCGCCACCGUUGAGGCGAAUCCGAAAAGCAGCACAGACUCCCGCUUGAAGUCGUUCCAAAUCUACCGAUGGAACCCUGACACGCCGACCGAGAAGCCGAGGAUGCAGACGUACACGCUGGAUCUAAACAAGACGGGACCCAUGGUGCUCGAUGCCCUAGUCAGGAUCAAGAACGAGCUAGACCCCACGUUGACCUUCCGCAGAAGUUGCCGAGAAGGUAUCUGUGGUAGCUGUGCGAUGAACAUCAACGGGACGAAUACCUUGGCUUGCUUGUGCCGCAUUCCCACGGACACUAGCGCUGAGAUGAAGAUCUAUCCACUACCCCACACAUACGUAGUCAAGGACCUCGUCCCAGACUUGACGCAUUUCUACAAGCAGUACAAAUCGAUCAAGCCUUAUCUACAACGGGAUACUCCCGCCCCAGAUGGCAAGGAAUACCGACAGAGCAAAGCUGAGCGCCGAAAGUUAGACGGUCUAUACGAGUGCAUCCUGUGCGCGUGUUGCUCAACAUCGUGCCCCUCAUACUGGUGGAACUCUGAGGAGUACCUAGGACCCGCCAUCCUCUUACAGUCAUACCGCUGGCUAGCCGACUCUCGUGACGAACGCAAGGCAGAGCGCAAGGCAGCGCUCGACAACUCGAUGAGCCUAUACCGGUGCCACACUAUUCUCAACUGCACGCGAACCUGCCCCAAGGGCCUGAACCCGGGUCUAGCGAUCGCCGAGAUCAAGAAGGAGAUGAGCUUCUAA